This is a messenger RNA of Erinaceus europaeus (western European hedgehog), 3780 nucleotides long. It is a transcript of the gene OSBPL7, whose product is annotated as oxysterol binding protein like 7. Lineage: Eukaryota; Metazoa; Chordata; Mammalia; Eulipotyphla; Erinaceidae. The transcript has 23 exons. Bases 371 to 2899 code for a protein of 842 amino acids. The record is from RefSeq and is a predicted model, not a curated record. Gene Ontology annotation, molecular function: cholesterol binding. Gene Ontology annotation, cellular component: intracellular membrane-bounded organelle; perinuclear endoplasmic reticulum; cytosol.
CCACUCCCAAGCCACCUCAGUGCUAGGAAGUUUGCUCAGCCCUGAGUCCUCCCGGGAGCAGGGGGGCAGAGCUGAGCGGCUGCCCGGAGCUUGGCAGGAGGAGGGGCCGGGGAAGGGGGAGGUAGGGAGAUCCGGCUGGAGGGGAGGCUCUGACAACGUCUCCUUCCUGGUUCCUGCAGCAGCUGCUGCCACUGCUCAGCUCCUUGAGGAGGGAGCGGGUGAAUUGAGACAGUGACUCAGAGGCAACGCGGCACACGGGCCAGGGUACACUGGCGUCCAUGGACCCUGAGGAUCCUCUAAGGACAAGGUGACAUCCUUCCCCUCCCACUUAACUCUACAUCCAAAGCGCUGAGUGGCCAUCCCCUUCUCCAUGGACUUCCGAGAGAAGGACCCUCCCUUUCUAUCCGAGAGCACUCAGUCCGCCAAGUCCAGCAGUGCUCAGCAGGUCUCUGAGCUGUGGGAGGUGGUGGAGGAGCCUCAGGGCAGGCUGGGGGCAGACAGGAUCAUGCCUGAGAGGCAGGAAGGGCACCUGCUCAAGAAGAGGAAGUGGCCUCUGAAGGGCUGGCACAAGAGGUACUUUGUGCUGGAGGAUGGGAUCCUUCACUAUGCAACCACUCGGCAAGAUAUCACCAAGGGGAAGCUCCAUGGUUCCAUUGACGUCCGACUGUCUGUCAUGUCCAUCAACAAGAAGGCCCAACGCAUAGACCUUGACACUGAAGACAACAUCUACCAUCUCAAGAUCAAAUCCCAGGACCUGUUCCAGAGCUGGGUGACUCAGUUGCGUGCCCACCGCUUGGCCCAGCGCCUGGACAUGCCUCGAGGUCCAUUGCCCAGCACCACUCACUGGAAGGUCCCUGGUGCCCAGCUCCCAGCAGCAGGCAAUACGUCAGCUCUACCUGGGCUUGGACCUCGGGAGAAAGUGUCUUCCUGGCUGAGGGACAGUGACGGGCUAGACCGCUGCUCUCAUGAGCUCUCUGAGUGUCAGGGCAAGCUCCAGGAACUUCACAGGCUCCUCCAGAGCCUGGAGUCCCUACACCGAAUCCCUUCAGCCCCUGUCAUCCCCACCCACCAGGCCUCAGUGACCACAGAGAGACCCAAGAAGGGGAAACGAACCAGCCGCAUGUGGUGCACACAGAGCUUUGCCAAGGAUGACACCAUUGGACGGGUUGGGCGGCUCCAUGGCUCUGUUCCUAACCUGUCUCGCUACCUGGAGUCUCGGGACUCUUCGGGGCCCCGAGGGCUGCCACCCCCAGAUUAUGCCCACCUGCAGCGCAGUUUCUGGGCCCUGGCCCAGAAGGUGCACAGCUCUCUCAGCAGCGUCCUGGCUGCCCUCACCAAUGAGCGGGACCGACUCGGGGACCUGCACCACGGCUCUGAAAUGCCAAGGAUGGGGGUCUCUGAGGUCUCAGCAGGCCCCCAGAGACUCCACUCACUCUCUGUUUCCUCGGACACCACUGCAGACUCCUUCAGUUCCCUCAACCCUGAGGAGCAAGAAGCUCUGUACAUGAAGGGGCGAGAAUUGACACCCCAACUUUCCCAGAGCAGUAUCUUGUCCCUCGCCGAUUCCCACACAGAGUUCUUUGAUGCCUGUGAGGUUCUCCUGUCUGCCAGCUCUUCUGAGAAUGAGGGCUCAGAGGAGGAGGAGUCAUGCACCAGUGAAAUUACCACCAGCCUGUCUGAGGAGGUGCUGGAUCUCAGAGGAACCGAACCCUGUCAGAAAGGGGGUUGUGUUCCAGGGCGAGCUGCAGGCCCACCCCGCCGCAGAUGCCUGCCUGCAGCCAGUGGACCUGGGACCGAUGUGAGCCUGUGGAACAUACUACGGAACAACAUUGGCAAGGACCUGUCAAAGGUGUCGAUGCCGGUGCAGCUCAACGAGCCCCUCAACACUCUGCAGCGGCUCUGCGAGGAGCUGGAGUACAGCAGCCUGCUGGACCAGGCCAGCCGCACCACAGACCCCUGCGAGCGCAUGGUGUACAUCGCCGCCUUUGCUGUCUCUGCCUACUCCUCCACGUACUACCGAGCAGGCUGCAAACCCUUCAACCCUGUCCUGGGGGAGACCUAUGAGUGCGAGCGGCCAGACAGAGGUUUUCGCUUCAUUAGUGAGCAGGUCUCCCACCACCCCCCCAUCUCGGCAUGCCAUGCAGAGUCUGAGAACUUCAUCUUCUGGCAAGAUAUGAAGUGGAAGAACAAGUUCUGGGGCAAAUCCCUGGAGAUAGUGCCUGUGGGGACAGUCAAUGUCAGCCUGCCCAGGUUCGGGGACCAUUUUGAGUGGAACAAGGUGACCUCCUGCAUCCACAACAUUCUCAGUGGGCAGCGCUGGAUCGAGCACUACGGGGAGGUGCUUAUCCGGAACACCCAGGACAGCUCCUGCCACUGCAAGAUCACCUUCUGUAAGGCCAAGUACUGGAGCUCCAACAUCCAUGAGGUGCAGGGUGCCGUUUUCAGCCGCAGUGGCCGGGUCCUCCACCGCCUGUUUGGGAAGUGGACCGAGGGCCUGUACCGGGGACCCCCACCCAGUGGCCAGUGUGUCUGGAAACCCAACUCAAUGCCCCCAAACCAUGAGCGAAACUUCGGCUUCACUCAGUUUGCCUUGGAGCUGAAUGAGCUGACGUCAGAGCUGAAACGGUCGCUGCCUUCCACCGACACACGCCUCCGGCCAGACCAGAGGUACCUGGAAGAGGGGAACAUACAGGCAGCCGAGGCCCAGAAGAGGAGGAUCGAGCAGCUUCAGCGUGACAGGCGAAAAGUGAUGGAGGAAAACAACAUCGUCCACCAGGCUCGCUUCUUCAGGCGGCAGACGGACAGCAGCGGGAAGGAGUGGUGGGUGACCAACAACACGUAUUGGCGGCUGCGGGCUGAGCCGGGCUAUGGGAGCCUGGAUGGAGCAGUGCUCUGGUAGCCCUGGCCGUGGGGCAGGGGACUCUGGCUUUGCACCUGCCUCCACCCUCUCAUGGACACAUGGGCGAGGCAAGGCUCCCUCACUCUGCCCUGAAGACUCACGGGAUAGCUCUAGCUCUGACCCUCUCCCCUCUGCUGGCCAGAGGGGCUGCAUCUCAGAAUCCAUGCUCCUCCUAGUCUCAUUGCCCCAGACAACUGGCAUGUAAGACCCUUCUUCCUCUGUCUUCCCCGUUCCUGUCAUCACUGGUGUACUUGGGGGAGACGCCGGGCUCUGCAGGAUCUGUUCCCCAUUUCAGUGCCUUCCUAGGACACGGGGGACCCCUUGAUGCUCCCCAGGCUUCCUAUGCCCAGCUAUGAGGUUGGAUGUGUGAAGGGAAGGAGAUAGCCUUUUCUUCCUUGACCCCUGUCCUAUCCCCUGUCUCCAGCAUCAUCUCAGCUACAGCUCAGCGGAGCUCCCUCUGCUUGGUCCCUGGUAGCCUCGCCCACCCUCUUGGGUCCCCUUCUCCCAAACUGCAAAACGCCUGCAGCUUCUAGCUCCUUCCUUGGUCCUCAAGUGAUUUCCUUUGAUCUCAGCUCAGUGGAUCCCCUCAAAGCCAACCAGGCCUCUCCGAGAGAUGGGGAACAGACUGAGCACACCAGGCACCUGACCUCAGCCUCACCAGGAGUGUGUGUGCACGAGUGUGUUUGUGUAGGACAAUGUGUAUGUGUGUGUAUGUAUGUGUGCUUGUGUGCCGCUCGCAGGCGAGCGGGAUUCCCAGUGUAGCCCAGAUGUCGCCCUGCUGGGUGCCAGCCACUGUUGCUGCUCAUUUUGCACAGUCUGCCUCUGAUCAAGGUGAACUGCUAUGGCGUUCCAAGCUCCAAUAAAGACUGUCCUGAACUUUG